GAAUCUCUUGUCUGCAGGAACCUGAGUCCGUCUGGUGAAAUCACGUUUUCACUGCAUGUUUAGAGCAAAGCGAUUGAGUCAAUAUGGGACGCCACUGGAGAUUAAACAAUCUGUGCUCCGUACUUCUCCUACUUUUCUUUGGAGCAAGUUUCGUCUGUGCUGCAGUUUUUUCAGAUGAAGAUUUUUACCAAGUCAAAGCAUGUUGUUCAUUCAAUGGUCCAAACUUUGACAAGAUUGAAUACAUACUUACAGCCAGUUUUAACAAGCAAAAGAUGUUGGAGUACAACAGUACAAGAGGAAACUGGAUUGGAUUCACAGAUUAUUCAAUUGUGGCUUCAACGUUCUGGAACAAAGACCCUUUGGACCGCCUUGAAAGAGCAAUGGAAAUUAAACUAAUGUGUUUCGAUAACCGAGCAUUCAUACAAACCAUCAGAAACCUGUCAACAACGCCCACCAUGAGGAUAAAAUCAGUGAAACAGCCAGAUGGUGAACAUCCAGCCAUGCUUGUGUGCAGUGCCUAUAACUUUUACCCAAAGCAAAUCCAAAUAACCUGGCUGCGAAAUGACCAAGAAGUGACUGAAGGGGUCAGUAACACCGAUGUCAUCCCAGAUGGAGAAUUGUACUACCAGUUUCAUUCUUACCUUGAGUACACACCAACUUCAGGAGAAAGAAUCAGCUGCAUGGUUGAACACGUCACCCUGUGGGAGCCAAGAAUCAUUGUUUGGAACAACUCCCUUCCUGAAGGAGAAAAAACUAAGAUUGUUGUUGGACUGUGCGGACUGAUAAUUGGUUUGGUUAUCUUUAUCUCUGGAUUUAUUUACCACAAGAAAAAGUAUGCUAUAUAUAACUCUGUCCACCAAGAAUGAGUUCUGUUUCCUGUGGAGGUCAUUCCUGGAUUGCCUUUUAGUAGAACUAACAAAAACAAAUUAAAAACACCCUCAGGUCCUCCAAGAUGCUCUACUUAUAGAACCUGAGAAUGUAUCUAAGCCUUUGUAGUUCAAUUUUAAUUCUAGGGAAUAGUGUGCAAUUUUUUCAUUUCUUAUAGUCACUGGCAGACAUUUGUCAUUUGUGUGGUGCUUUUAUGACUUUUUUAUAGCUAGACAUGAUUAAGAUAUAUUUUGUUUUGUUUGUUUUUUCUGGAUGACUUAUUGAACGGCACUGUAGCACAAUUUGCACCACUAUUGCCUUGCAGGAAAAAGGUGCUUGAUUCAAUUCCUGCAUGAAGUUUACUGGUUCUCACUUUCAUGCUCCAGCUUUCUCUUUCACUCCAAAAACUGUGGAAGAUGAUUUGCUCUCUAAAUUGUCCAUAGGUAUGACAAUUCACCCAGCAACCAAUGGUCAUAGUCACCCCAUAGCUGGAGCCCUACAUGGAUAAAAUGGAUGGAUGGAAACAUCUAGUAUAGUAAUCAAUACAUCACCACUGUUAGAAGCUGUGCUUCUAAAAACUGCUUUCAAGUCCACAAUGUAAAAAAUGUGAAGAAAUUGUUCACUUGUUUAAUCCCACAAUAAAUUAUUGUGAAGAAAAGACUGUAUGGCCAAUGAUCUAAACAACACUGUGAUGCUUUGAUGAUCUGAGAUAUUGAGACAAGAAUGACUCAGAAAACAAAAUUCCAGACAAAUCUAUUUUAAACAAAUCAUUAAAUGUGAUCUACAAAUCAGGAAUGACUUAAAUACAUACCUUAAAUAAAGUAUAAUACACUAUAGUCAAGAAAAACUUUGUAUAAGCUUGUCAGACUACAAAAGCAAGUGUAUUUUAUCAAAUCAUGUUGACCUUAUAGAAUAAUCAGACGAGGUAAGACCAGGUUUUGGGGGGUUAUUUAUCACUGCAUCGGAUCAGAACCACACAGGGAGACCAACUCCAGAAUAAAUCAAAAGGUUUGACUGACACAGUUUGGGUUAGGUUUGCUGUAUCAGAAAUUUUUCAUGUAAUGUUGAGUUAUAGGAUGACCAAAAGACAAGACAAUGGCAGUUCUACAACAAAGUGGAUUAAUUAAAGCUGCAGUAUGUAUUUUUUACAAAAAAAAAAAUUUUUUUUUUUGCAUAUUGUUAAAACUGUGACCUUGUGAUAAGAGUAUAAUAUAAGACAAAUAAUCUGUGAAAAGAUUGAGCUAGUCCUCGUUCUCCUAAACACAACCAAUCAGAGCCAGGAGGAGGAUCUUAGCAAUGCCACGACAGGGAAGUCCAAUUUCCUGUAAACUUCAUGGCCUUAAAUUGGCGUACGAGAUGUCAUAUGACAAAUGUUAACAUUUGGGUAAAACUUAAAACUUCAACACAGUUCAUGCCUCUGGCAAGCAAUCACUUCUCAUCAGCCCAGAUCCCAGCCUGUCUGUACGAAGGGGACCAUUUAAAACCAGGCUAAGAGAACCACAGAAAUCAGAAAAUGGGAAACACAAAACAGAACAUAACACGAGAAUGAUCCACGAAUAACAGGAACCAGGCAGAGAGCAGAUUGUUUUUUAGCAUUAAAAAUAAACGGUGUGUAGAGUAAAACAUUAGA
Xiphophorus hellerii (green swordtail) is the source of this 2497-nucleotide messenger RNA. Its product is annotated as HLA class II histocompatibility antigen, DQ beta 1 chain-like. The record is from RefSeq and is a predicted model, not a curated record. The transcript has 5 exons. Bases 84 to 866 code for a protein of 260 amino acids. Gene Ontology annotation, biological process: antigen processing and presentation; immune response. Gene Ontology annotation, cellular component: membrane; MHC class II protein complex. NCBI's taxonomy places the organism in Eukaryota, Metazoa, Chordata, Actinopteri, Cyprinodontiformes, Poeciliidae.